AUUUGAGCCAAUUUGGACAGAUUGUUGGUGUUAUAAUCUUUGCAGUGAUUUGAUCUGCCUGGGAGCUCAUACUAAUACCGCCGGUCAGAUAUUAUACUUGUUUGAUCGGAUAAAACACUCUCCUCACAUCAUUCACUCAGUUUGUCAAAGGAGCUGAAGGUGGUGCAGCGCGCAGAUCCCACCUUUGAUGAUGACCUACAAGAUUGGCUGCGCCGUGCCCACAACUGGUUGUCGAAGCCCAAAGGCACCACAAACUACUACAAGCUCAUGGCUUUGCCGAUGGAUGCCAGCAAAGACGACAUCCGAAAGCAGUACCGGCGGCUGUGCUUGCAGUGGCACCCCGACAAGUCGGAGGGCGGGCGAGAACGCUUCGAGGAGCUCCAAGUGGCGCACCGAUUUCUGACGGAUGAGGUGCAGAAGGAGGAGUAUGAUUUUGGCAUUUGGCUCGAUCGCCCUGCUCGACAUCAUACCAAGAAACGUGAGAAAGUCAAGGACUCCUGGGAUGACAAGGCUCCGGACGAGGGUCCUCGAACUCAUUACAAUUGGGGAGACCGGCACCUCAUUGAGGAUGAGAAGGUGGAAAGCAUUUACUGGGGAGAGGCUGGGUGUCCAGCUUGGCUUCAGGAGAAGAGGAAAGAGUUCCAGCGAAAGCAGUUUGGAGAUGACUACAUCGUGCCAUAAGAAGUGGCCA
This is a messenger RNA of Durusdinium trenchii, 691 nucleotides long. NCBI's taxonomy places the organism in Eukaryota, Dinophyceae, Suessiales, Symbiodiniaceae. The record is from the annotation of a GenBank genome assembly.